UAGUAGGAGAGGAGAACAGUGAACCGCGCGGGUACCUGCUUAGACCGAUCCAGAAGCGAAAUUGUGGUCGCGCCGCGCGCUAUGCGCCUCUUCGAGCCAACCGGAAACUCGCCUGAUCGCUGCGCGCACGAACCGACCGUGUCGGGAUUUACGAAUCUCGGAUUUUCGCGCGCUUCGGGAACAGUGGUUUCGCACGCAGUGUUGUAGCUGUCCGACGAGAAAUGUCGUGGAAUGUUGCUAGACACUGAUCGCAGGGGAGCUUCCUGGGCCAUUAAAGAGGCGGAUCGACGAUCGGGGAACAAUCGCGAUCGCUGUCGACGGUUCUGAUAAGCUCGAUCGAACCGAUUCGUACAGUCGAACAAAAGGGUGAAACCGGAAGGCGGCUGGUCCCGUCCCGCCAUGAGAAUGCCGGCAGAGUCCUCGAUAUAUUGGGACUCGGUGGGUUCCCAGCGGUCGACAUCCGGCGGCAGCUCCGGGGACGCUUGCAGCUCCGGAAGCGCGAGCAGGCACUACGUGGACCCGUGGGACCUGGAGAACUAUGCGUACCUGCGCCGGCACAGCGUGGCCGGCCCAACGCAACAGGCGCCGCCGCCGCCGCGACGCCACCGACGGCCCGCCUAUCAUCUUUCGCACGAGGCUCGUGCUCAGUCUGAAUAUUGGUAUUCAUCCUCGGUGAGAGAACCGGGCUACGACGCACCAGCUUUCGUGGAAGAAUUGUAUUGUGGACCACCUAGGCCAGCGAACAAUAGUUGCUACUAUCAGCAGCCGAUCUACGAGGACGAGGUGCCGGAUUACGUCGCACCGUUUCCGGUCUACGCGCCUCUCUCUGAGAUAAGGCAUGGUGGCGAGUUUAUGGAGGACCACAGACGCUUCAGGCACAGGUGUAAAUCCACGUCGAUGAGGGACCUCCACAGAUCCGAUCUCGUCGAUCUCCAGGUACCCCCUGCAACCCCCAUACAAACAGACGCCGCGCGUCGUUCGGAAGCAGAUUACCAUUCGAUGGUGCAAAUAGUACCACCCCCGCACCUCGACUUGAACACGUACGGACACCUGAAGAUAGAUUACACGAACAGUUGGAACUCGCUGAAUCGCAAGAUCAGUAAAUGAUUCCGUGACUGUUCCGCGGAGAAAAUGCUCGAUUACCCAAUGUAACAUACUCUACUUAAGAAAGUCGAAAUCGAACCAAAAAAUGUUGCUAGUUUCAUCGAGGUAUGAACAAGAGUGAAUUACUUAUAUUUGUACAAAACUGAAUUACUUAUUAAUUAUACAUUUUAUAUGGACCAAACA
Molecule: messenger RNA, 1287 nt
Organism: Megalopta genalis
Lineage: Eukaryota; Metazoa; Arthropoda; Insecta; Hymenoptera; Halictidae
Source: RefSeq, a predicted model, not a curated record